UUCUGCAAUGAUGCACUUUGCAAAAAAGGUAUCAUUUGCAAGUGUUUCUUUAAGUUACAUCCGCAGCGAAAGUUGCUAAUCUGAUUUAUUAACCUUUCAGUACUUUGUUAUUGUCAGUUAGCUCACUAGCAUAGCAAGGAAAUAAGACGAAUAAUACCAGAGUUAUGAUUUGUAAAGGAGAUAUCCAUAUAUAUAUAUAUAUAUAAAAUAUGGUUAUAUAUAGAUAUGACCCAAUAUUAUUAGCUUGGCCGCUAACAAAAGACGCGUUAUGGAUGCUAAAAGUCACGGCUUGUUGUUAGCAGGCUCGAGCUAGCUAGGUAACGUUAUCCCAGCUGGCAGUGAGGCGCGUGCGUGUUUUCUGUCAAAAAGGAGUGUCAAAACUUUCAGUCUUACGUUUUUACUUUUUAUACUAUAGCAGCCUUUUACAUCUAGCUAUAGGAUAGAUAUCUGCCAGGAGCCUGGCGUUAAAGAGGAGCUCAUAGGAUUGUGGGCAAACGUGUACAUGUCCGUUUGUUUACAUUAGGGGUGCCAGAACUUUUGCCUGCAUCACUAACAUACACUUAUUAAGCAUUACAUUAUGCCUGCCUAAUAUUGUGUUGGUCUCCCCUUUUGCUGCCCUGACCCGUCCUGCACUGUGUAUUCUGACACCUUUCUAUCAGAACCAGCAUUAACUUCUUCAGCAAUUUGAGCAACAGUAGCUCAUCUGUUGGAUCAGAUCACACGGGUCAGCCUUCACUCCCCACGUGCAUCAAUGAGCCUCGACUGCCCGCGACCUUGGCACUGGUUGACCACUGUUCCUUCCAUGGACCACUUUUGAUAGAUACUGACCACUGCAGACCGGGAACACCCCACAAGAGCUGCAGUUUUGGAAAUGCUCUGAUCCAGUGGUCUAGCCAUCACAAUUUGGCCCUUUUGGUCAAACUGAAAGCUCAAAUCCUUACGCUUGUCCAUUUUUCCUGCUUCUAACAUCAACUUUGAGGACAAAAUGUUGACUUGCUGCCUAAUAUAUCCCACCCACUAACAGGGGCCAUGAUGAGGAGUCUUAUUCACGUCACCUCUCAGUGGCCAUAAUGUUAUCCCUGAUCAGUGUAUAUAAAACCUCCUAUGAAGGCGUUUCACAGACAGCAAGAGUUGAUGAGAGGAUGCCUGUUACAGCCCAAGAGUUCUCUCUUCAUGGGAGCUGUAUCUCAGAUGACGACCCGUCAGCGCCGGUGGAGAUUGAACUCGAAUUAACGAGCAGUAUGAUGGAUAAACCGCUGGCCGGUUCACAGGGAUGUGGAAAAGAUCCGAGGUCGUCUGCUUUCGAUGAUGACGGAUACAGCAGCUUAUCUGAGAGCAGUUACGCGAUCUUGAGCAAGGAGGUUUUGGUACUUCUGAUGUACCGCUGUUUGGAGUGCUCCAGCGAGUGCCGCAUUCGAGGAAUAGGCAAAGGAGGGAGUCUGUCUCUCGGACAAGAGUGUCUGUCCUGCUCUAACUACAGACUGUGGACCUCGAGACAAGCUGAGAAACCAAAAGAGAAGGUGGCUGAUACACCUUUAAUCACGUCGUAUGAAGAAGUUCCCACUCAGGAGUCUGACAGCUCUUUAGUGUCUGCGACUCUGCAUGUAGGACAUGGUACAGUCGAGUGUAGAAACGUCGCUGCACAAGACGAGACAGACGGCGAGGCCAUUUCAAGCAUUAUAGUGAAGGAGGAACCGGAAGACUGUGAUGAGGUGAUGAAGGAGGAGCAGCCGAACCUCAUGGAGAUGCAUGUGGAUUACGCUUCCACAGCUACAGGAGAGGCUGGAGUCGGGAAUUGUGCUAAUGUCGUGACUGUUAAAAAUGAGACAGAUGAGCUGACUCACCUCAAAGCUUUUGGUUUGCAGACAGAUCAGGAAACACUGCUGAUCGACGAGACUGGCCGAGUGAGGCGUGCCGAGCUACCGAGAGAAGACGACGAGGACGACGACGAGGAAGAGGAUUUGGAAGAGAAUUCCGAAGCUGAUGAGGAUUCAAGCUCGUUUGAUCAGUCUGAGGAUUUGGAAGAAUCUUCUGACAUGGAUAACACACGAAAGCUCCUUGUGCUGAAACCAUUUCAGAACACCAUUAAACCGAUUAUUUGGUGUACAGACUGCACAGACGUAGCCAAGAUGAUUUGUACGAUUCGGAGACACAAAAGGAUCUACGGCUGCCCAGAGUGUGGGGUCGGGGACGUAAACAGCACUUUUAAAGACUUCUCUAUUCAUUUUAGUGACAUAACAAGUUUUCAUAAACAUGCCAUGAAGGAGCACGGUGCAAAAGAAAUCCCUCCCGAAAACCGAGUGUGUGAGGAUUGCCACAAAACCAUCAGAAUGCCGACGAACCCGAACAAAAAGCCGCGAGAGCACGUGUGCGAAUACAAGAUCAAGCCGUUCGCGUGUCACUUGUGUCGCAAGCGCUUUUUUACAGAAACUGGACAAAAAGUACACUACAGGCGACUUCACGGAGACUACACGCAUUUUUGUAAGUACUGCAUGACGCCGUUCGACACUAAAGAGUCCAAACUGAAGCACGAGACGACUCACAGCGAAGAGUCGCUGCCUUACAUCUGCCCCGACUGCCCGGAGAAGUUCCAGGACUUUGUGGCACGCAAUCAACACCUACGGAGCCACCGAGGCGAAAAGAAACACAUCUGUGACACGUGCAACCGGAGAUUUGGCGAUCUUGCCAGUUACGACAGACACGUCCGGAUACACUCUGGAGAAAAGCCGUACACGUGCAACGUCUGUGAGCGUUCCUUCACGCAAGCCGGACACCUCAAAUCGCACAUGCGCCUGCACACGGGCGAGAGGCCCUUCAUGUGCGAACAGUGCGGGAAAUGUUUCAAUCACAACGUCAGCCUCAAGAACCACCUUCAGAAGCAUCACUGCGGUGACGGGACGCCGGCGGAAGAUGACCAGCACGCGGCCGACCACCCGGGAACGGCGAAGCGAGCGAGAAAGCGGGCGAGGAAAAGCUCCACUUCACACACCGAGGAAACGAAGGAGGACCGAGGGUUCGAGAGCGAGACGUCCAUUUCCGACGAAGAGUGGUCGAAACGAGGGAGGAAGAAGACAGUUAGGAGGAAAAGAGAGGGAAAAAGCGCAGAUGAUGACGAGCGUAGCGAAUGAGCGCCACAGACUACAGUAUUUAUUCCUUUUACACCAAGUUCAUUCAGUUCUUGGCAAUAAAGCUGCUAUCCAUGAUGCUGUGAAGGCUACAGCGGCGGUCCCACUAGAUGCUUUUAUUCAGGAUUCUUGGAAAGUGUUCACACCAUUUUCAUAUCCACCUCCUGUAAUUUGUUUUGUUCCAAAAUUAUGCUCAAGUGUUAAUUCACUGAAAUUCGGGCCACUAGGAAAUAAGCAAGGGGGUGGAGUCUUAACACUUGGUGUAUUAUUUAUGAUAAAACCAAACAUUUUCACUUUCUCAGUCAACGUCUGUUCACUGAAACACUACAUUUACUUUAGAAAAAUACACCAGAACAAAACCCACAGCAACACAAUUUUCACUCCGCCAUGUUGAAGAAGAACCAUGUGACCGCUGCUUCGCACAUGCUUCCUCUGUCCACACAUCAAACCAUGGAGCCACUCUGGGCCUCUCGGGAACUUCACAUCACUUCCUGUCAGGUUAUUUUACAAACGACUCAGUACUGAAGGUGACGCUUCUCUGCAGUGAAGACCUGGAUGAGUUGCGUUGUACAGUUGUACAGUUGCACAAUAAAACCCUUGUAUAUAAAAA
Molecule: messenger RNA, 3735 nt
Organism: Hemibagrus wyckioides
Lineage: Eukaryota; Metazoa; Chordata; Actinopteri; Siluriformes; Bagridae
Product: zinc finger protein 135-like
Exons: 7
Coding region: 1071-3128 (685 amino acids)
Biological process (GO): regulation of transcription by RNA polymerase II
Cellular component (GO): nucleus
Molecular function (GO): RNA polymerase II transcription regulatory region sequence-specific DNA binding; DNA-binding transcription factor activity, RNA polymerase II-specific
Source: RefSeq, a predicted model, not a curated record